CGGAACCUCGGUUUAGGUGAAGACAUGGACCUCGCCGCGAAGGACUCUUACAUUCAGAAACUUGCAAGGAAAGUCAUUUCUCAGAGAGAGGAGCCAAAGAAGAAUGCUUUUGUUCAUUUCAAGGGUAAAAGUGACGCCGAUCCUCCAAGCAAGAAGAAAAAGAAACUAAAGAAGAAGAAUGUGAAAGAGAACAGCACUGAUAAGACUCCCAAACCCCAACAGAAGCCUAAUCCUACUCCAGCAGCUCCGAAAAGCCUUGGGAAGACAAAAUCAACUACUGAAAGUUUGAACGGAAGCACGUUGCACACACCUAAAGACACAAGCUUCUCCACUGUGGAUGCAUUGCGCAAAAGACUCCAUGAGAAGAUUGAAGAGUCCAGAGGGCAGGGAGCUCCACAGGAUGCAUUAUCAGAAGCCGUCAAGGCAAAGCGCGCAAAGCGAAAGAUGGAACGGGAGCGCAAGAAGAGGAAGAGGAAAGAGUUUCUGAUGAAGAAACUUGCAGAAGAAAGCGGUCAGGAACAGCCUGCGGAGAUAAAAGAAGAACCGAUUGCUCCUGCCGCGGAUAAAAGGGUGACAUCGGCUGUUGUUUUUAACAAAGUAGAGACGGUGGACAAGGGCUAUGAAACCAAAAUUCAGGCAAAAAUUGAGAAGAAAAGGGGCGAAAAAGGUAAAAUAACGCCACUGACUGGGAAGAACUACAAGCAGCUUCUGAGCCGAGUGGAGGCUCGCAAAGAGAAGCUGGAGCGGCUGAGAGAGAAGGACGAGGCGAAGGCUUCAGAGAUGGAAAACAAGAUCAAAUGGACCAACAUGCUCUACAAGGCCGAGGGCAUCAAGAUCAAGGAUGACGAAGACCAACUGCGCGCCUCUUUGAAGAGGAAGGAGAAGAGGCGUGCGCAGAGGAAGAAGAAGUGGAAUAAUCGAAGCGAGCACGUGAUUGAGAAGAUGCAGCAAAGACAGGACAAGAGGAGGAAGAACCUCCAGAAACAAAAGCAGAGUAAAAUGGAGAAGAGGAAGAACAGAGCGAGGAAGAAGGGCAGAGUGCUGCCCGAGGACUUGAAGAAAGCAGCAGUUUAGAGGAAGAGAAGCUCAGCAGUGAUAUACAGCGUGCUCCAUAAUAAAAUUGCAUUUUUGCAUGUGCUGAAUAUCAGUGAAAUCUUGCUGUGAAAUGUUUAUUUUAACAAAAGUAAAGGAGUUAUUGUCUAAAUAAAGCCUCUUUGCUUUUGUUUUGUCAUACUACAUAUACAUAUGUGUAUAAUAUUUCACAUGUACUUAAAAGUUUUGUUCUUGGGUUUCAAAAAUGUUCGAAAAUUAAACCUUAACAAAGUUGGCUUGUACAUAGUUGGCGCUCGACUGACUUCUUUUCUAAACCAUUUCAUUGUUGGUGAUAAAUAUUAAGUUUCCACUUGAAUCAAAUGUGCACAAGUCUGGAAGCUGCAGUGAAUCUCAAAAGUGUAAACAUUCCAAAUAAAUAAGUGAGACUUUGACAAAUUGUUUUUGAAAAUUGCCAUAAAAUUACCACAAGUUGAUAACUUGAUGUGGCAUUUAUUUAAGAGUUUUCUUAAUUCCUUCAUUGUGUCCCUUUUUUUUUUUUGUUUGUUCGGUCAGCCUGCUGUAGAACAAUCUGCCAUUACUUAAAUGUAAACUUUGUAUUUUAGAUGAUGAAAUAAUACAUUGAGAGCUCUAGAAAUGUAAGACCUGAAAAGUCUAUGAUUUCUAUGUGGAAGAUGUAUAGGAGGCCUGUGCUACACUUCCCAUAGCCAGCUGUUGGUGGUGUCAUUAAAGUGCUACACCAUCUCGUCUUCUGUGUUGGUGUAGCUGAAAAAAGUAAAAAGAAAAAAUGCUCACCGCACCUUUUAUUACUCAAUCUGGGAACUACUGUUGAACCUCUGGAUGGAGAUUAUUGUGCAAAGAAGGAUCCUUCAUAAAAUCAAAAAAAAUGAUGGGCAAUCUUGAGCAUCUUCUUUAUGAGACGGUCAUACAACAACAAAGCGUCUUCACUUGAAGACUUUAUGACAUCUUUAUAAAAGAAAAAAUGUGACUUCAUUUCCCUUGGGAUC
Molecule: messenger RNA, 2057 nt
Organism: Xiphophorus maculatus (southern platyfish)
Lineage: Eukaryota; Metazoa; Chordata; Actinopteri; Cyprinodontiformes; Poeciliidae
Gene: surf6
Product: surfeit 6
Exons: 4
Coding region: 25-1074 (349 amino acids)
Biological process (GO): ribosomal small subunit biogenesis; ribosomal large subunit biogenesis
Cellular component (GO): nucleolus
Molecular function (GO): RNA binding; DNA binding
Source: RefSeq, a predicted model, not a curated record